CCCCGAAAAAAAAAAACCUAUUCAAGCCUGGCGAUCUGUCAAGCUCGCGUACACAGAGCGAAGCUUCAGACGGAAGUAGUUGAAAGCAAAACACGCAAGACUAGCUUGUAGCGUCGCAUUCGGUGCGUUUGUGGCUCGCGUUACGGUCCCGUUGCGUCAGUGCUUGUGUUUCAAUAUGUUACAUUCAACAUAAAGCCGUUAAAAUGGAUAAUUGUAGCUUUUCGUUUUGACGCUGAACCGGAACUUGUGAUUGAUACGUCUAGCUUGACUGCAAGUCCUUCAAGCGCAGGGACCGGGAAGACAGAGCUCUCGGUCCAACUCGGCGAAGACUGCAAGGAAGGAAGGAAGUUUCACCAGCUCCUCAAAGUCGAUCCACACGCAGAAAAAAACAAUGCAGCGAGCCGCUGAUGGGUUCGGAUGUCUGGCGGUUUUGGUGGCGCUCGCCGCCUGCAGCGCGCCCCUGGUUCCGUUAGACGACAUUGUGAUCGAGAAGACUUUCGUGCCCGAGAAGUGCGCGCGCGCCGUCAACCCGGGCGACUACGUCCGGUACCACUACAACGGCAUGUUCCCGGACGGCAAGAAGUUCGACUCCAGUUACGACCGCGGCAGCACCUACAACGUUUUCGUGGGCAAGGGGCAGCUGAUCCAGGGCAUGGACAAAGCUCUGGCGGGCAUGUGCGUCAACGAGAGGCGGCUGGUCAAAAUCCCGCCGCACCUCGCCUACGGGAAGAAGGGAUACGGCGACAUCAUCCCGGCGGACGCCAUCCUCCAUUUCGACGUGCUGCUGCUGGACGUGUGGAACUCCGAGGACGGCGUGCAGAUCGACACCUACCGCACCCCCGCCGUCUGCGCCCGCAAGGUGGAGGUGUCCGACUACGUGCGCUACCACUACAACGGCACGCUGCUCGACGGGACGCUUUUUGACUCCAGCCACACCCGCAUGCGGACGUACGACACCUACGUGGGCAUCGGCUGGCUGAUCGCCGGCAUGGACCGGGGCCUGCUGGGGAUGUGCGUAGGCGAGAGGCGCGUCAUCACCAUGCCGCCAUCGCUGGCGUACGGCGAGAACGGAGACGGUAGCGACAUCCCGGGUCAGGCGUCGCUGGUGUUUGACGUGGUCCUGCUGGACCUGCACAACCCCAGCGACGGCAUCGCCAUCACCAACCGGCAAGUGCCCGAGCCGUGCCCCCGCAAGUCGGUGGAGGGAGACUUUGUGCGCUACCACUACAACGGAAGCCUCCUCGACGGCACCUUCUUCGACUCCAGCUACUCUCGUAACCGCACGUACGACACCUACGUGGGUCGCGGCUACGUGAUCGCCGGCAUGGACGAGGGUCUGCUCGACGUGUGCAUGGGUGAGCGGCGCACCAUCACCGUCCCGCCGCACCUGGCCUACGGCGAGGAGGGCACCGGCUCCAAGAUCCCGGGCUCGGCCGUGCUGGUUUUCGACGUGCACAUCGUCGACUUCCACAACCCGUCGGACGGCGCCGCCGUGACGGUCGCCAGCAAGCCGGACGCCUGCGACAAGCUGACCAAGAAGGGCGACUUUGUCAAGUAUCACUACAAUGCCACGCUCAUGGACGGCAGCCCCGUCGACUCCACGUACAACUACGGGAAGACGUACAACAUCGUACUGGGCGCCAACCAGGUGGUGCCCGGGAUGGAAGAGGGGCUGCUGGGAAUGUGCGUGGGCGAGCGCAGGCACCUCAUCGUCCCGCCACACCUCGGAUACGGAGAACAAGGAGUCGUUGACGAGGUUCCGGGAAGUGCGGUUCUGGUGUUCGACGUUGAGUUGAUAGAAAUGGAGGACGGACUCCCCGAAGGCUACAUGUUCAUCUGGAACGAGGAGGUGGGCGGCGACCUCUUCACCGAGAUGGACAAGGACAAGAACGAGCAGGUGGAACCUUCCGAGUUCAGCGACUACAUCCUGCGGCAGGUGAAUGAAGGCAAAGGCCGCCUGGCGCCCGGUUUUGACCCGCAGCGCAUCAUCGACAACAUGUUCAACAACCAGGACCGCGACGGCGACGGCAAGAUCACCGCCGCCGAGUUCAGGCUCAAAGCCGACGAAGCUGCCACGCAUGACGAGCUAUGACGGGACUCGGAGGGACCAGGAGACGGGAGGGGAGGUGAAGGGUUUCGGGGAGGGGAGAGGUUUUUGGUUGGUUUGUUUGUUUGCUUGGUUUUUUGUUGUUGUUGUUGUUUUUUUUUUUUUUUCCAAGACUGGCAGUAUGCUCAAAUGAGCCAAAUGAGAUUCACAUAAGUGUGGGGAAACUUUCUUUGUCGUGAUCAUUUGAAGUUUAUGAAACAAAUCUCCUCCAACAAAUGGCUGUCGGCUUUGCAUUUAGUUUUUUAAUGUGUGCAAAAAGUGCUCCAGUGUGUUUGUGACAACCAAGCCACUUCCACUGGUGCCUCUUUCCCACAGCGCGGAUGCCUACUUGGCUCGGCCGGAACGGUUUUCGUGGCGGGAAACCACCUUAUGCCCGGAUCAGACUACGAGACAAAUUCGCCGUCUCCUGGUGGCACUUUGUCAGACUAUUGCCAUCAAAUCUUGCUGUGUCUCCGUCCGGGAAAAAGGGCGUUUUGGGUUGUCCAUUCUUCUAGGAGAGCUUGAGGUAAUGUUCACAUACCGGUACUUCUAAUACUCCUAGCUAGUAGGCAAUUUAUACAAGCGUGGGAGGAGCGGCGGCAUCCGGCAGCCGGUGGGUGUCACGUGACUCCAAAUCAUCCCGUGAACAAGUUUCUACAAGCACGUGGCUGCAGCAAUCUGGGAACUCGACCGCGAUAGCUAUUCGGGCCAAUCGCGGAGCUAAAAUCUUGUCGUCUGAUCCGGGCUUUAGAUGGAAAGCAUUGUACCGGAGCCACAUUCGCACCUGGAGUUCCAGGUUUUGCGUUCAUGAAACCUUUUAGUCCCUGCAAGCGAAAGUAUCCCAGAACCACAAGUUCGCAGAUGCGGCUAUUGACUGAAUGAGUACUUUUGGUCACGGGAACCUUUUUGAAAUUAAAGUACUCAGAAGCAAAAGUUACCGGAUCCUUAGGUGCAAAUGCGGCUACAGACAUAAUGGGUACUUUUGGAGAAGUCCAUAGUUCUUUGGACCAGAAGUACCCGGAACCUUAGCGUUCCUUAGCCUUAGAUUACUAGCAUAACGACACAAUAUUCAGAUCAAAGUUCCGAUCCGAGCUGGUACCGUGCUGUGGGAAAGAGACGGAAUCACUCCAUUCAGCUUUUGGUUUAAGGAGCUGCCAGGAAAGUCGUCCGGACUUUUGUUGUUGUUUUUCAAUCUUUGUUUGAAUUUUGUCCAUUUUCACUUUGUGUGUGUGUGUGUGUGUGUGUGUGUGACAAGAGGAAAGUAGAUCACCGUUAUGCUGUGUUCGGUUUAUAGGGGGCCCACCUGGGAACUUUGGGCCCCCGAACCAAACAUGCAAUUCGUGCAAUGAUGGAUGACGUCUGUGUUUUUUUUUUUUUUUUUUUUUUUUUUUUUUUUUUUUUUUUUUGUGGGGAUGCGUAUAUUUUAAGAACAAAGUUCUAUCACAAAUUCAAAAUAUGAGGUCAACGUGUAGUUUUGAAAGAGAAAUUGUAAUAUUACCAGAAAGUCCUUUUGCAAAUGGAAAAAAAACAAAAAAUACUUUCAAAAUAUGAUAGAUGUUCUUUUUGAAGUUGUUUCGAAGAAAAAAAAAAAAAAAAAAAAGGUCAAACUAAUGGCCAAAUGUGUGAUGUGUGCACCAGGACUUCCUCGUCAUUUGCAGAGUUUUAGUUACUUUUACGCCACUAUUUGUACGGUGAAGCAGAAAAUGGGUAAUACGAAGAGAUUUAUUCCAAAAUAAAGUAUCAGUGAGACUAA
Messenger RNA from Phyllopteryx taeniolatus (common seadragon), 3839 nucleotides. It is a transcript of the gene fkbp9, whose product is annotated as FKBP prolyl isomerase 9. The record is from RefSeq and is a predicted model, not a curated record. NCBI's taxonomy places the organism in Eukaryota, Metazoa, Chordata, Actinopteri, Syngnathiformes, Syngnathidae. Gene Ontology annotation, molecular function: peptidyl-prolyl cis-trans isomerase activity; calcium ion binding.